Cajanus cajan (pigeon pea) is the source of this 1907-nucleotide messenger RNA. NCBI's taxonomy places the organism in Eukaryota, Viridiplantae, Streptophyta, Magnoliopsida, Fabales, Fabaceae. The record is from RefSeq and is a predicted model, not a curated record.
ACAGCAUAAGCAUCACGAAAAUGUUAGUCACACUCCUUCACCAUUUUCCACACUCGUUGUGUAAAACUCAAAGCUUUGUGGCACUUUCACCUUUCAGACACAAGGGGGGUGAUGAAAAGAUCAGUAGAAAGUGGGAAAUUGUGAAGAUAGAGCCAAAACCAAGGAGUUGUUUUACUUCAAAAGUGAUUGAUUUGUUGGAGAAGAGGGUGGUGAAGUUCUUCUAUGAUUCUUCACUGCCACAUGGUUUCCUCGCUGGUAAUUUUGCUCCUGUUCCCGAGACUCCUCCCACCAAAGACCUUCCUAUAAAAGGGUACCUACCGGAUUGCUUGAAUGGGGAGUUUGUCAGAGUUGGACCUAAUCCAAAGUUUGCUCCUGUAGCUGGAUAUCACUGGUUUGAUGGAGAUGGAAUGAUUCAUGGUUUGCGUAUCAAAGAUGGAGAAGCUACAUAUGUUUCCCGUUAUGUGAGAACUUCUCGUCUUAAACAAGAAGAGUACUUUGGAGGCCCCAAAUUUAUGAAGAUUGGAGAUCUCAAGGGUCUAUUUGGACUUUUAAUGGCUAUUAUAUAUAUUUUGAGAACUCAAUGCAAAGUGCUGGAUGCUUCUUAUGGAACUGGAACAGCCAAUACUGGUCUUGUAUAUCACCAUGGGAAACUUCUAGCACUCCAGGAAGCAGAUAAACCUUAUGCUGUUAAAGUUUUUGAAGAUGGUGAUUUGCAAACACUUGGUAUGCUAGAUUAUGACAAGAGAUUGGACCACUCUUUCACUGCUCAUCCAAAAGUUGACCCAUUUACUGGGGAGAUGUUUACAUUUGGCUAUUCACAUACACCUCCAUAUAUCACAUACAGAGUAAUUUCAGAGGAUGGUUAUAUGCAUGAUCCUGUACCCAUAACAGUAUCAGAUCCCAUCAUGAUGCAUGACUUUGCUAUCACAGAGAAUUAUGCAAUAUUUAUGGAUCUUCCUUUGAUUUUUAGGCCAAAGGAAAUGGUGAAGAAUAAGACACUGAUAUUCUCAUUUGAUUCAACCAAGAAAGCUCGUUUUGGUGUGCUACCUCGAUAUGCUAAGGACGAAAAACAUAUAAGAUGGUUUGAGCUGCCAAACUGCUUCAUAUUCCACAAUGCCAAUGCUUGGGAGGAAGAAGAUGAAGUCGUUUUGAUCACAUGCCGUGUUCAGAAUCCAAAUUUGGACAAUGUCAGCGGGGCAGUCAAAGAAAAGCUUGAAAAUUUUGCAAAUGAGCUUUAUGAAAUGAGAUUUAACAUGAAAACCGGUGAAGCUUCUCAAAAGAAACUAUCAGCAUCUGCUUUAGAUUUUCCUAGGGUGAAUGAAAGCUACACUGGCAGGAAGCAGCGAUAUGUAUAUGGAACCACAUUAGACAGUAUCGCAAAAGUUACUGGAAUUAUAAAAUUUGAUUUGCAUGCCAAACCGGAUCAUGGAAAAACAAAGCUUGAAGUUGGAGGAAAUGUUCAGGGUCUCUACGACUUGGGACCGGGGAAGUUCGGCUCCGAAGCUGUUUAUGUCCCACGUGUACCUGGCACCGAUUCUGAAGAAGAUGAUGGAUACUUGAUUUUCUUUGUACAUGAUGAAAAUAUUGGAAAAUCAUUUGUGCAUGUCAUCGAUGCAAAAACAAUGUCAUCAGAUCCUGUUGCGGUUGUUGAAUUGCCACAUAGAGUUCCAUAUGGUUUCCAUGCCUUCUUUGUGACAGAGGAACAACUGCAAGAGCAGGAGAAACUGUAAUAAUGUUUGCAGCUACACUACUGUUCUACUCAGUCUGUGUAUACAUCUUUCUACAAAUUAUCAAUCGGUGUACUAUAUCCCCAGUAUCACAGCAAACCAAUGUAUACCCAUUGUUUAGAAAUGGUUAAAAUAAAUUUUAUUCAAGAAUAAUAAAUAUUGAAUUGUAUAUUUGUUUGG